ACGUCACUACGUCAGAACGAGGCUUGUAAAAAUUGAAAGAAGAGAUCAUUUGGAUUUCGGAUGUGUCAAAAAUGACAAGAAAUAGGACUUAACAUCCAUCAAGUUCAUGAAAAUCUCAGUUCUCAUCAAUCUGUUCUGAAGUCUUAAGUGUACAUUCCUGCAGUUCUAUGUGAUCUUGCCAAAUUCUACAAAGACACAAAACAGCUUGAAAAUGGAUAUACAACUUACAGAUUAUUAGAUGAUAAUCUACUUAAUUUAAGGAAAUAGUAUAAUCACCAUGGCAUCAGAUAGCCUUGAUAUUGAUAAUGAGCCCAAGAUGGCUACCAGUCUACCCAAAGUGCAUUAUAUGCCUUUUGAGAACACCGAAAACCCAUCUCAGAAAAAUGCUGAGAUUGCAAAAAUUUUAAUCAAUGGAGAUGCACACUCAAAGUCAGAUCAAAAUCCGUCAUCGAAUCUGUUAACAAAUGGAUUUCCUGAAAAUUGUAACCACGCUGAUAGUGUUGUUGCUAAUGGUGAUUGUAGCCAUGGAAAUGAGGAUAAAACAGACCCUGGUGAUGGUGAACCUGGAAGUCCAGAAAAGCAUUUAUUCAUAAAGAAACAAAAUAGUCGUGGAUCUUUAAAAAAACACAAAUUAGAUUUUAAAAAUCCCAGUCCCGAUGGUUCUAUAAAUAGUUCUCCUCGAUCUCAAAAACAGCAACAACAACAACAGCAGCAAAUAGACAUUCAAAAUAUAGUCACAUCCCAUAUUAGCAAUGGGAUAAAUAUAUCCAGAACUGACAACAAAGAAAGGCCUCAGACCCCAGAUCAGGAACUUUGCUCAGAAAUCUCAACACCCGAAAAGUUUCAAACAAACAGUGUCAAUGGAUCCCAUCAUCCAGAUGAAAACAGACUUGAUCCCAAAUCUAUGGACCUCGCUCUCGAUAUAAAUUCAAUGUCCAUUCAAAGUAAAGAUAGUGGAUACUUUGGUGGCAAUUAUAGUUCAUCGAAUAUGAGUCCUAUAAUGAGCCCUCGGAGUGGUAGGAAAAAGAAGUCUCCCCCAAAGCAAUCCUGGCUUCUAAGACUGUUUGAAUCGAAGAUGUUUGAUAUGUCUAUAGCAAUAACCUACUUAUUUAGUUCCAAAGAACAUGGUGUACAAAUAUAUAUAGGGAACAAAAUGUUCAGCUUUAAUGAUGAGAGUGUUGACUUCUACCUGCCUCAAUUGCUGAACAUGUAUAUCCACAUGCAUGACGUUGCAGAGGCUUUACACCCAUACCUAGUGUCAAGGUGUCGCACAAGUGUUGAAUUCUCAGUUAAAUGUGCUUGGCUGCUGAAUGCCUUCACAGCAAAUGUACACAAACCUACUUGGAAGAACUCACAAGGUGUAAAACUGAAAAAUAUGAUCAUCAAUGAGGAAUUGAGGCCCCUCAAACACAAGAGCCCUUCUAGUCCCACAAGGCCAGAGCCCUCUACACUGAGCCCUACAACCCCAAGCAAGAAAACACACAAGAGGUCACAAUCGGAUGCUACAGGUGCUUAUAUGAACACUGGUCUGAAGCGCACAGCAAGCAAUGGUAGUACAAGGUCCCUACUCCCUGGGGACUUGAUGACAGGGAAGGCAUUUGACAGCGGCUGUAUGUGUCAUGAAUCAUCUGAAGCUGUGCUGGAUGACCUGCUGGGGAAACACACUGUUUGCCAUUGUGAUUCAGCCAGGCUUACACCACAGUUAGAGUUUGUCAAGGCCAUGCUGAAUAUUGGCAAGAAGCUCCAGGCGCUACCCACCAAAGAACUUAGGACUCAACGACUCAUAGCAGAACUAUCCAUGUUGAACCUGAACCUUCCCGCCAAGGUUUGGCUACCUACUGAACAGAACAGUGACCACCAUAUUGUCCGCAUACCACAUACCUCAGCAGUUGUCCUCAACUCCAAGGAAAAGGCACCAUACUUGAUAUAUGUGGAAGUAGUGAGUUGUGACAGCGCUGUAGCUGCACCUCCCCCACAGAAAAUUUUAGAGAACACGUUGCGCUAUACUAAGUCUGAAGAAGAUUUGACUUCAUUUUAUACCAACAAAUUAGAUGUUUAUCCAAGACCUGAAAUGCCCUUAUAUGGGAAUGCAGAGUUUGAUGAUGCUGAUUGUUGGUCUCAAGAAGAUGAUGAAAUCAUUCAGUUUGCAAUGAAGGUGAAACAGAGUGACACAAUAUCUCAGUUCUCUACUGAAAGUUCAACGAGUGCAGACAGCAAGGAUCCUGUCUAUAUAGCUGCAGGUGACAUCCGUAGAAGACUUUCAGAGAACAUAGCAGCCCCCAAGACAAAGUUUGAGCGCGAUCCUGAAGAUCCAUCGGCUGCAGCACUCAAGGAACCCUGGGAGGAGAAAAUACAACGGAUACGAGAGUCAUCGCCAUAUGGACACCAUAGCAACUGGAAACUGAUGCCAGUUAUCAUCAAAUGUGGAGAUGAUUUAAGGCAGGAGCUAAUUGCCUAUCAGGUCCUCCAGCAGUUAAAGAACAUCUGGCAAAUGGAGCAUGUUCCUCUGUGGAUCAGGCCCUACAACAUUGUAGUGACAUCUUCAGACAGUGGCAUCAUAGAGGCCAUUGUGAAUGCUGUAUCCCUACACCAGAUCAAGAAAAACAGUAAAAUGUCCCUCCUGAACUACUUUAUUCAUGAGUAUGGUCCUCCCAAUAGUGAGGAGUUCCUGGAAGCUCAGAGGAACUUUGUUCAGAGCUGUGCUGGUUAUUGUAUGGUGUGCUAUCUUAUGCAGGUCAAAGAUAGACACAAUGGGAACAUCUUGUUGGAUGCUGAGGGUCACAUGAUCCACAUUGACUUUGGCUUCAUCCUCUCAAGUUCUCCGGGAAAGAACAUGGGGUUUGAGAGUGCAUCAUUUAAGCUAACUCAGGAGUUUGUUGAGGUGAUGGGAGGCGAAGGUUCUGACAUGUUUGAAUAUUUCAAGAUCCUUCUUCUACAGGGAUUUGUGUCUUCUAGGAAACACAUGGAUAAAAUACUACCUCUAGUCGAGAUAAUGCAGAUGGGCUCUACUCUGCCAUGCUUCAGUAAAGGUGUCACCACUAUACGUUCCAUGCGGGACAGGUUCCAUCUGAACCUUACAGAGGAGCAACUCCAGCUCCUUGUGGACCAAAUGGUUGAAGGCAGCAUCAACUCCCUAACAACCAAACUGUAUGAUGGAUUCCAGUACUGGACUAAUGGCAUUUUAUAAACACGUGACAUUUGUGGACAUUUUAUGGAUAUUAUGUACGAAAAAUAAUUAUCAAAAUUCACAAGUGCUUUUCUUUUAUGGACAUACUCUUCCAGUGUUUCAUAUACCAAAGCAUGAGCUCCUCAAGUUAUAUUGGUUUUCUAGAGUACAAUAUAUCAUAUUUUCCACAUAAAAAAUGAUAGAUCCCAGUAGAUAGUGAGUUAUAUAGAAUUGUAAAAUUGUGCAGUAUAAUAUUGUAUUUGUAAAAUAUAUAAUCAACUACUUAUUGUACAAAGAAAUAUACAAUUCAACAGUCAUAAUGACAAAUCAUAUUUUUUCAAACUCUCAAGAUGGGCUAGCAAUUUUAGAACACCGUUGUAAAAUAUCAUGGACCAAGGUAUUAAUGUGGUGGAAAACACUGAAUUUGAAGCUUAGCAAAAUGAAACAGAAAGAAUAGAAAAGCAGUAAUUUUUGAGGAGAUUUUGACGUAAGAUUUGUGCUCAAUUCUCACUGAAGAAAAGUAAUACUUAACUUAUUUUAAACAGGACAAUUUUAAAAUAGCUUUGAAUAAGAUAAAUACUACUGGCCAAAAGCAUGCCAAAGAUACUGUAUAGAAUAUACUGUAAAUUGUUAUAAUUUGGAGCCCACUUUUUGAUGGUAAACUCUGUCCAAUAUUGACACCAAUUUUAAUCCCAAUUACUGUUUAUAUGUUAUUCUGUUGUAUUUCAGGGGAUUUUUGCAACUAUCUAACAAUUAAAUUGCCAGGGUCUUGAAGAUUUUGAAAAUACAAUAUAUGUAAAAUCAAAAAGUGACAAAUUAAACCAAUUUACAGUAUACCUUUGUACUUAAUUUCCUCAACUGCUAGUGGGGGGUAUAAUACAGACUGUACAGAUACAGAUCUGGCAUAUGCCUUUCUCAAUUUGAGAAGUUUAACAAAUUCCACAUUGUACAUAAUGUAAAUGAAUUGAUUGUAUGGACCUUUUAAUGCUUGAACCAAAAGAUGCUUAUAUUAGUAGCAAAGAAAAUGCAUGAAAUUGUAACUGUACUGCAAUUGUAUAAGUGAAGAUGUAUAUAAACAAAACAAUGCAAUAAAAUAAUGAAUAUUUAAUGGAA
Owenia fusiformis is the source of this 4279-nucleotide messenger RNA. NCBI's taxonomy places the organism in Eukaryota, Metazoa, Annelida, Polychaeta, Sabellida, Oweniidae. The record is from the annotation of a GenBank genome assembly.